Messenger RNA from Pyrus x bretschneideri (Chinese white pear), 2119 nucleotides. RefSeq lists its product as uncharacterized. The record is from RefSeq and is a predicted model, not a curated record. Gene Ontology annotation, molecular function: protein heterodimerization activity. Lineage: Eukaryota; Viridiplantae; Streptophyta; Magnoliopsida; Rosales; Rosaceae. Bases 116 to 1960 code for a protein of 614 amino acids. The transcript is spliced from 6 exons.
AAAUAAAAAAAUAAAAAAUAAAAAAAUUCUCGAGUCCCCACCACCGCAUCCAAGUCGUCCCUCCCUCUCCCUCCUUUCCCCCAAAUGGCUCUGCUCGGGGACGACGGUCGUGGUUAUGAGCUCGCCUGUAAACUCGAAUCCUGCAACGUUUGGCGCACAUGGCUCGGCGAGUCCACUUACGCCCACUUCGCCCCCUUCCUCAAUUCCCCUUCAACCUGGGAAGCCUUCAUGGACUCCAAAUCUAAGGCUCCCCUCCAUCUCCAACUCCGCGCUCGAGCUCUUCUUUUCGACAAGGCCUGCGUUUCCCUCUUCCUCCGCCCCAAUUCCAACUUUUCUUCCUCCUCCUCUUCUGCUUCAGUCGCCGUUUCCAAGCUCAAUCCCAUUUAUUUGCAGCUCCACCCUGACGACGUCUACUUCACUCUGGAGAAUUCGUCUCAGGAUGGGGUUCAAGUUCAACAACGUGACGCUUUGGUGCCGUCCAAGGUAUGAUUUUGGAGCUUUCGUCGAUUGUACCAUGAAUGUGAUGUAUUUGACUCAAUCUAAAGCAGCUUUUGGUGCUGGAUCAAGAUAUGGAGAAUCUGAAAUUGAUAACAUACCAUUGAGAUUCAAAAAUGAUGAGCUGUCUGAGACAUGGUAUAAUCAGUUUAUUGAGAGAUAUAGAAUGGGCAAACCGUCUAGGUUGUCAUCAGGGGAGCGAGAAUCAGAGAAACGUACUCCAGAGGAGAUGUCUGCUUACCUUAAACUUCUUGAGAGGCAUAAGAAAAGACGCGUAGCUUUCAAAGAAGAUCCGUAUAUGGGAUUUGGAAAUCCCAUCCAAGAUGCAUCACACUUGAAUCCAAAUUCCCUUUUAGAUGGUAGUAACUCAAUUGAUAGUGAAACAUCUUUUUUCCCAGAAACAAUGUUUACGUUCAACUGUGUUCCCGAUAGUGCACUUCCACCUUUGAAUAGAGUGGAUGACAACCUAAAAAUGGAAUGUUUUGGAGUUCUUGAUACAUUGCCUCAGAUAAUGACUAGGAGUCCCGUUAUGCUUGAAAGGCUUGGCAUCAGGCCUGAAUACCUCAGCAUGGAACGAGGAAUCAUACACCGUGGAAAAAAUGCUUUUGGAGGGAACAAAAAAUGUCUUAGUCAAGAGCAAGCAACACAGUUAUCUAAAAUGGUAGUAGCUAGGAUGAUGAUAAGUAUCGGGUUUGAAGGUACUACAGAAGUUCCAAUUGAUGUUUUCUCCAAGUUACUGAGCUGCCAUAUCCAGAAAUUGGGUGGCAGCUUGAAACUUCUUGCUGAUAGUUACAGAAAGCAGUGCUCAGCGCUUGAACAACUAAAGAUGUUCCUUCAAACUGUGGGAUAUGGUAAUUUUGGCUCUCUAGUGGAGCAAGUCAAAGAUGGCUCCAGGAAUUUUCAGCAAACUCAGCAGCAAAUUCACGGAAUCCAGUCUCAGUUGCAGCCACAGCACCAGAAUCUCAUUCGACUACCCCAACAAGUGAACCAACAGAUGUCUCGACAAAUGCAUCCGCAGAUGCAACAAAUUGCCCAUUCAAAAAAUGUGCCUUUUCAGCAACGGCAGCAGUUAGAAAGAAUGCGAAGAUGUCAACCAUCCGCUCCUCGAGCAGGUAUGGAUACGGAUAAGGAAAGACCAAUGGUACAGGUCAAGAUUGAAGCCCCAUCAGAGUUACCCAUGGAUGGUAAUGCCUUCAACAGUUUCAAUAGCAGACAUCCACAGGUGCAGUUUAGGCAGCAGCAAGUUCCUCCAACGUCAAACCUUACAAUGUCAAAUGUCCAUGCUCAGUCGGGAAAUCAAUUUAGACAGAUGGCUUCCCAAAUUCCUCAAAUCCAAGUGCAGAACAUGAGUGUUCUGAGGGCUCCACCCGUGAAGGUUGAAGGAUUCCAGGAAUUGAUGGGUGGAGAUACUUCAUCAAAGCACGACUCGGACGAAAAUAGGCUGACCUCUCCCUCAAGUAAAUAACUUGCCUGCAUCUUAACAGUCGGUAUAAACUCCUCCAUUCUGUGCUUGCUGCCUGUUCUGAUCUUGUGCCUCUUACAUCUGUUGUAAAACCUCAUUUUGUAUGCUAACCGUUGCUUGAUGCAUAUAUAGUUUGAUGACACUACUGAUUUUUUAGUUUCA